Molecule: messenger RNA, 1974 nt
Organism: Sinocyclocheilus grahami
Lineage: Eukaryota; Metazoa; Chordata; Actinopteri; Cypriniformes; Cyprinidae
Product: long-chain-fatty-acid--CoA ligase ACSBG2-like
Exons: 12
Coding region: 19-1878 (619 amino acids)
Cellular component (GO): endoplasmic reticulum; membrane
Molecular function (GO): long-chain fatty acid-CoA ligase activity
Source: RefSeq, a predicted model, not a curated record
GGGUAGACAUGUUUGCCUAUGCUGACUGCGUGUGAACCUACGGCCAUGUCCACAGCUGAAGUGAUGGACCAUCCUGGAGACACGAGCCUCCUCCAGUCCUGUGGAACAGCAGACAGUCUCGCCUCGCUGGAAGAUGCCACCGCUGAGUCUACAGCAAAUGAGUCAUCGGAGGAGGAAUCGGCAUGUGCCAGAACAGAGCAAUCAAAUACCAAAGCCCAACAGAGCAUGCACACAGAAUCAGGUGCCACCCCUCGUCCCGACUCGCUCUCCCUGCCCGCUAAGGGCACAGAGCUCUGGACUACACACAGGGAUGGAGAGGUGAAGCUCAGGAUGGGUGAGUCCGGCCCUGAGGCUGAACCCUCCUUGACUGUGAACCAGAUGUUCACUUCUACAGUGCAGCGCUUUGGCAACUACAACGCGCUGGGCUGGAAAGAUGGAGAGCAGUGGAAAACCAUGACAUAUAACGAGUACUACAAGUCUUGCCGCACUGCUGCCAAGAGCUUCCUCAAGCUUGGUCUGGAGCGGUACCACGGCGUCGGAAUCCUCGGGUUUAACUCGGUCGAGUGGUUUAUUGCUGACAUUGGGGCUAUUUUAGCUGGGGGGUUUGCUGUGGGCAUCUACACCACCAACUCACCCGAGGCGUGCCAGUAUGUGGCAGAGAACUGCCAGGCCAACAUCCUUGUGGUGGAAAACCACAAACAGCUUCAGAAGAUCUUGCAGGUAAUGAGAGGUUCUUUGGCUAACACUCUACGAGAGAUACGCCCUACCGCGUUCAUGGGUGUCCCGCGGGUGUGGGAGAAGAUGCAGGAAAAGAUGAAGUCAAUUGGAGCCAAAUCGUCCACCGUGCGCCAGAAGGUGGCGUCCUGGGCCAAAGACGUGGGCCUGCAGACCAACCUCAACAAAAUGGACCUUAAUGGCAGCCUGUCCAGAAAGCCAUUAAACUAUCGACUGGCGAAGCGUCUGGUGUUCCGGAAGGUUCGGAAGGCGCUGGGGCUGGAUCGCUGUACGAGGUGCUACACGGGAGCAGCUCCCAUAACCAAAGACACGCUGGAGUUUUUCCUCAGUCUGGACAUUCCUCUGUUUGAGCUCUAUGGCAUGAGUGAGAGCUCUGGACCGCACACCAUCUCACUGCCCGAUGCCUUCAGACUCACCAGCUGUGGAAAGGUAAUUUCAGGCUGCAAGACGAAGAUCUUCAACCCGGAUGCCGAUGGCAAUGGAGAGAUUUGUUUCUGGGGCCGUCAUGUGUUCAUGGGCUACUUGAAUAUGCCCGAUAAAACCGAAGAGGCUCUGGAUGCAGAUGGCUGGCUGCACUCGGGUGACCUCGGAAAACACGACCAGGAUGACUUCCUGUUUAUCACCGGACGCAUUAAAGAACUGAUCAUCACAGCCGGAGGUGAAAAUAUUCCCCCAGUGCCCAUUGAGGAUGCUGUUAAAGAGGCCGUUCCGCUCAUCAGCAAUGCCAUGCUUAUCGGAGACAAGAGAAAGUUCCUCUCCAUGCUGCUCACCGUUAAGUGUCAGGUAAACAACGAAACGGGCACUCCCGAAGACGAACUGACUCCUGAGGCGGUGGAGUUGUGUCGUAAACUCGGCAGCAACUCCACGCGAGUCAGCGAGAUCGCCAGUGGCCGUGACCGAGUCGUAUACGCGGCUAUUCAAGAAGGCAUCAACCGCGUCAACGAGAAAGCCACCUCGAACGCCCAGCGCAUCCAGAAAUGGACCGUUUUGGAGAAGGAUUUCUCUAUCCCUGGCGGAGAGCUGGGUCCCACGAUGAAGCUCAAGAGGCCAGUGGUCAUGAAGAUGUACAAAGAACAGAUUGAGAACUUUUACAAAGAAGUCUUGACCCCAACCACCCCAGACAACCCUCUGCCUCCUAAAUAGGUGUCCAACAAAAGGCCUUGUCACCCACUUCAGAGAUAGGAGACGAAGGGACUGACAUGGUCUAAAAAACACACUUACAUAGGAACACCACUCAGA